UCGAUCGCGGUUUAUCCGCUUUUCUCUUGCAUGGUCCUCUCGUUUCCGGAAAAUCAUGCCGUUCCAGAGAUUUGUGCAGUCAGGCCGUGUGGCCUAUGUGAGCGAUGGGCCUUAUCAAGGCAAACUGGUCACUAUUGUUGACAUCAUCGAUCAGAAUCGGGUUCUGGUCGAUGGCCCAUUGACAAGUGUACCCCGUUGUGAGAUGAGGCUUAACGAGCUUCACUUGACGAAAUUCCGCUUACGUUUUCCAUUCUCCGGAUCCACUCGUGUAGUACGUAAAGUAUGGGAGACGGCUAAUAUCAAUGAAUUGUGGAAGCAGACGAUGUGGGCUAAAAAAGUUGAAGCUAAAGAGAAGCGUGCUGCACUUUGUGACUUUGAUCGUUUCAAGCUGCGCAAAGCGAGGCAGAUAAGGAACAAACUGCGAACGAACGCGUUUUUCAAAUUAAAAAAGAAAACCAAGAAGACUAAAGCAGGUGGUGCAGCGAAGAAAAGUACGAAAAAAGCUGAGAAAAAGUAACAAGUUUUGAAUUAAAUACAAAAUUAUUUUACAAA
Molecule: messenger RNA, 552 nt
Organism: Nylanderia fulva
Lineage: Eukaryota; Metazoa; Arthropoda; Insecta; Hymenoptera; Formicidae
Gene: RpL14
Product: ribosomal protein L14
Biological process (GO): ribosomal large subunit biogenesis; translation
Cellular component (GO): ribosome; cytosolic large ribosomal subunit
Molecular function (GO): structural constituent of ribosome; RNA binding
Source: RefSeq, a predicted model, not a curated record